AUGCCCCUCAAGGCUCCGCUGCAAAAGCUUGAGCAUCGAGAUAAGUCCAUUGGAACCGUUGAUUUCCAAUACCCUUUGCACGAUGAAUCACUUUUUUCUAUCGCCGAUGAUAGAGAGAACAGCAUUUUGGAUAGAUUCACGCGAAGCCUUGAAAAGGUCCUUACACUGUUACCCGAUGAAGCACAUGUGCACGACUUGAUUAGCCCUAUUGAAGGGACGGGGGAAAGAAAAAUCCGCGAAGUAGGUAUCCGGUUUCGAGCCUACAAAACACUGUUGGAUGCCUGGGAAUCUCUGCACCUUGUUCAGGCGAAAGACCAACUCUUAGUCCGCGACGAUGUUCUGCAGACUUUGAGACGCCAUCCUGAAAUCGCCCACCGUCUUGGCAUGGAUCAUAUCCACUUAACUCAUACCUAUGAAGCAUACCGGUAUUGCCUCGCCCAAUUAUCGAUGCUUCUUUUGCCAUGGACAGCGCCUUAUUUUGCGGACCACACAACUCUCCAUACCCAAUUCUGGAACGCCGGUCGCGGGAUUGUUUUCACUGCUGGAGACAAACAAGCUCCGUACUUGCUGACCUCCAUUCAAUCAAUUAGGAAUCUAGGGUCGGAUUUGCCGAUUGAAGUGAUGUAUCUUGGAAAUGACGAUUUAGGCGAGGAUUACAGAGAAGAACUUGAAUCUAUUCCGGGAGUGAUCACUCGUGAUUUAAGCUUAAUGGUCAAUGACAAUGGGUGGAAACUGCGUGGUUGGGCGGCGAAGCCUUUUGCAAUCCUCUUAUCAAGCUUCCGAGAAGCAAUCUUCAUUGAUGCGGACUCACUCUUUGUAGAAGACCCAACGCAAUUAUUCCUGGAUCAAUCAUAUCGAAGGACAGGGGCAUUGUUCUUCAAAGAUCGGCUUUUCAUGCCGCAGUCGAAAAAAGCCUGGUUGAGACGGAUUUUGCCAACCCCUAUAUCCAAACAAGCCAGAAAAAGCCGAUUAUGGACAGGUGAAAGCGGUCACAUGCAAGAAUCUGGAGUGGUGGUUGUCGACAAGUGGAGACACUUCUGUGCACUUCUCAUGGUAACCCGAAUGAAUGGUCCAGAUCGUGACGGAAAUAAAAAGGAAGGCCGCAUCGGUGUAUACGAUAUGGUGUUUGGCGAUAAAGAGACUUUCUGGCUGAGCUGGGAGCUUGUUGGAGACACCGACUAUGCAUUUCAUGAUGGCGAUGCUGCUGUUAUGGGGAUGGUUCGGGCGAAAGCAGAAGCUGAAGACUCACUAUCUUUGCCAAUCAUGAACGAAACCAGGUAUAAUGAGCAAACAGACUUGAACCUGCAACCCCAACAACAAAUCUUUACGAUCUGCGCACCUCAAUUACUACACCUUGGAGUGGAUGGCCGUCCACUUUGGUUUAAUGGCUGGCUGCUACCAAACAAAUUCUCUCCCAAUCAGAAUAGACGGCCUACUAAUUUUGAAGCUUUUAUUAGAGAGCCAAGAACCUUCGAAGAAGGCAGAUCUUGGAAGCUUGAAGGAAACAACAUCUGCUGUCUGUCAGCCGAUCAUGUAUUCAACUUCACCCCCGCGGAAAAGGAUACACUGGAUCAAACGAUUAAGAUAGCACAGAGAGUGGGCGCUAUUAGUGGAAAAUAG
Molecule: messenger RNA, 1620 nt
Organism: Penicillium angulare
Lineage: Eukaryota; Fungi; Ascomycota; Eurotiomycetes; Eurotiales; Aspergillaceae
Product: putative alpha-1,3-mannosyltransferase
Exons: 2
Coding region: 1-1620 (539 amino acids)
Biological process (GO): protein O-linked glycosylation
Cellular component (GO): Golgi apparatus
Molecular function (GO): alpha-1,3-mannosyltransferase activity
Source: RefSeq, a predicted model, not a curated record